AUGGACACCAUAUAUGGCAAGUGGGAUGAUAGUUACGACUUGCUACCGACCUAUCAAGCUGAACUUCUCAGAGUUGUACCUGGAAGUAUUGUUGAGCUAGACACCGAAAAAGAUGACAAUGGUGAUUUCUGUUUCAGCAGGUUCUUUGUUGCUCUCAAACCAUGCAUUGGUGGAUUUUUGCAAGUGGCUUAUGGUGUGAUUGAGACCGAGUCUACAAAAAGCUGGACUUGGUUUGUUAAUAACUUGAAGAAGGCUAUUGGUACUCAUCCUGGUCUUGUCAUUAGUACAGAUGCGGGCAAAGGUAUAGAGGUGGCUGUAUAUGAUGUAUACCCUGGAGUUGAGCAUAGAGAAUGUAUGAGACACUUGUGGAAGAACAUGAAGAAGAAUGGGUAUGGUAGUGAGCUUUAUGGUAAGAAUAUGUGGUGUGCUGCCAAGAGCUUCACAAUUGAUAAGUUCAACUACUUCAUGGGCAAGAUAGAGGAGAAAGAUCCUAGUGCACUUGAGUGGUUGGAUGAGCAUCAUCCAUUUGUUUGGAGUAGAAGCAAAUUCUAUGAAGAUUGCAAGGUAGAUUACAUCAACAAUAAUCUUUCUGAAAGUUUCAAUAGUUGGGUGUCAAAAACCAAGGAUUUUCAGAUUGUUGAGAUGCAUGACAAGAUAAGACAAAUGAUCAUCAAGAAAAUGGUUUUGAGGGCUAAAAUUGGUAGAAAAAUGUCAGGAUACAUCAUCCCAGCUAUCAUCAAUGCUCGAAAUGAUAAAACCAAGACUAUUAAGGACCAUGAGGUGUUGAUAUGUGGGGCUGGAACAGCAAAAGUAACAGUGAACAGAUUCAGACAUGCAGUUAAUUUGGAACAAAAGACAUGUACUUGUAGAGCUUGGCAAGUGACUGGAAAGCCCUGCACUCAUGCUCUAGCUUUUAUUGCUAGGCUUAGCAGGCAUGCAAAGAUGGAUGAAUUUAUUGAUGACUACUUCUCUGUUGAUAGGUUUAGGAAGGCAUAUGCAGGUACUUUCAAUCCUAUGACAUCUAAGGAUAGUUGGCCACGUGUUGAUUUAGGCUACAAAAUCAAGAAACCUAAAUUGAGAAGGAAACCGGGCAGACCAAGAUAG
Panicum virgatum (switchgrass) is the source of this 1104-nucleotide messenger RNA. RefSeq lists its product as uncharacterized. Gene Ontology annotation, molecular function: transposase activity; zinc ion binding; DNA binding. Bases 1 to 1104 code for a protein of 367 amino acids. The record is from RefSeq and is a predicted model, not a curated record. Gene Ontology annotation, biological process: DNA transposition. The transcript has 2 exons. Lineage: Eukaryota; Viridiplantae; Streptophyta; Magnoliopsida; Poales; Poaceae.